Molecule: messenger RNA, 1998 nt
Organism: Pisolithus orientalis
Lineage: Eukaryota; Fungi; Basidiomycota; Agaricomycetes; Boletales; Pisolithaceae
Exons: 4
Coding region: 140-1816 (558 amino acids)
Source: RefSeq, a predicted model, not a curated record
GGAACUCUUGGACCCUUCGGAUGAGAUAUCAGAGGUGUUCACGGCACCACCACCAAAGCGCCACAUCCAUAUCAUAGUGGAUGUACCAUACCCGAAUAUCUACUACUAUUUUCGAGGUGCAGAUGCAUCGGAGGAAGGAAUGGUUCGAAUCCAAUCGCAUGAAGACGUCAUGACAUUCAAACAACAGAUCCAAGAUCGUCAUAGUAAUCUCAGUGAUUUGCCCUCUGCUUGCUUAAAGCUCUUCAGGAUCUCGGAGGACGAUGUCCAGGAGAGUCUUGAUCAGAUGGACGGUGGUACGGCUCUCACCGGGAGACAGAAGAUAUUCGAAUGUUUCGCGGAUAGUCCAGUUCUCGAGAAUUAUUGCGUUGUUGUCCAGCUUUCUUCCCCUGAGUCGAUAAAUAAACGUCGUGCGGUGGCUAGGCGCCCAGUUAUGGAUGCAAGGGGCCCCAUUAACGAAGGGGAUUUGAUUAUGGUGGCGCGGAACAACUUCCUGAGAGACCGUCCCAAAAAAUCGCCAUCGAGCAGUGGUCAACCAUCGUCGUUUCAUAACCUACAAGGAAACUUGAAUACCCGGAUACCCUGCGGUCGUCCUCGCAAUAACGAAGAAACCAUUCCUGCAACGCUUUUACAUCCAGUCUUCGGCCAGUUCCUUGAUGGCUGUCAGACUGAGGAGGUGAAAGCAGAAGAUAAUGAAUUCAUUCAGAAGCUGGCAAAUGUGAUGUCGGACCUUCAUAAAGACGAAUCGGUGCGGAUAAAGGAGGUUAACAAGGUGCUUGAAACUUACGGACUCAACUUUAACCUGGGCGUCAAAGUCAAAGGAACCGACUAUGUGAUGGAUGGUGAAAUGAGCACGAACGACUAUCGAUACGUGAUUGCCGAAUUCAAGAACGAGACAGCAGCCGCAGCUUCGGAGCCUUAUAUGCAGGCUGUCACAUACUAUCUGGAGUCAACCAGCCAGCAGGCGCUUCAGACAACCGGAUCUGCUUUACCUUGUUUUCUCUUCCUACUUUUUGGACCGUACAUUGUCUUCGCUGGUGCUGUGUGGAAUUUACGUCCUAUAGUGCAGGUUCUUUCGACCCCACUGGCGUUGCACUAUCAUUCCACCGAUACCGACAGUCAGAUCAACGCGGCUCGCCACAUGGCUGCAUUCCGGAACGCCGUUCGAUCACUGGGGGAAUACUAUGAAGGUCCCCAACCUGGGCCUGCUACCACCCCCAUGUUGUUCCCAUAUCGCACGUAUUUCACGUCUCUCGAUGGCUCUGAGAAAAAGAAAAUAUUCCGUUAUAAGCAACAGGGAAAGGACGAGCGGAAGCUUAUCUUUUUCGGAGCCCUAAUCGGGGAGUCAGGCUCUGAAGUUCCGAUCUGUAUUAAAUUCGUCCGGCGUUAUUCACGCGAGGCUCAUGAGCACUGUGCAAAAUUAGGUUUCGCGCCGACCUUGCGAGGAUGCGAAACGAUCCCUGGUGGGUGGUUUAUGGUGGUCAUGGACGACCUUCAAGGCUACGAUACAUUGGACGACGUGCCCAAUCUCCCGGAAUCGGUUUUCAGCGAAAUCGAGAGUAAGCUGGCCACGCUGCAUGCAGCGGGCUUCGCUCAUGGCGAUAUCCGUGAUACGAACAUCAUGGUGAAGCGGGAAGACAGGACGACGUUCAUGAUCAUCGACUUCGAUUGGGCCGGGAAAAUCAAUGUGGUGAAAUACCCACCGUAUGUGAAUUUUGUGGACAUCAAGAGGCCAGGCAGUGCGCGCGAUGGGAUGCCCAUUCUGAAAGCUGAUGAUGAAUGGAUGCUGAAACAAAUCAUUAGUCAGAGGAGCAAGUAGGCUUACCCUGGGUCUGACACGAGAUGUAAAACCAUGUAGGAAGUAUACUAUACCCUUUUCUGUAAUUGUGGUUAGCAUUCUAGUAAGGUUGUGGUAAGAAAUCUAGGAGCCAUAAGGAAUAUUUCUGUGAUGUGAUCUAUAUAAACAUGGAUGUUAUGUAAGAGAGAGCUGCAAUCCAAGUG